GAUUCAACCGCCAAGUAAGUUACAUUUUGCUAUGUCACGGUAAAGAAGUUUAAGACCAGUGUAUUUACAGAAAAUUGGACAGGUUUAGGCGCAGAGACAUAUGCCACUGGAUAUACGAUAUGAAAUGAGAGCCUUUCUUGUUUUUUGAAGGCAGUUCCUGGUCAUUUUGAGCCGUUUUUAUUACUGUAUAGCUAACGUUACACAGUGAAGCCAGAAGCCUCAUGUUUUCGUCAAGCCAAGAGGAGCACUGCGCCCCGUCCAAAGACCCAGUGAAAUACGGGGAACUGGUGGUGCUAGGUUACAAUGGCUCUCUGCCCAAUGGAGACAGGGGUAGAAGGAAAAGCAGAUUUGCGCUGUACAGGAGGACCAAAGCCAAUGGGGUUAAGCCGAGCACUGUGCACAUCCUAAACACGCCCCAGGCCAGCAAGGCUGUAAAUUGUAAAGGCCAACACAGCAUCUCCUACACACUGUCCAGGAACCAGACGGUAGUAGUGGAGUACUGCCAUGACAAAGACACUGACAUGUUUCAGAUUGGACGUUCCACCGAGAGUCCCAUAGACUAUGUGGUGACGGACACAAUAGCGGGAGGCCAGGACGGAGAGGAGACUCCCAUCACUCAGAGCACCAUCUCCCGCUUUGCCUGCAGAGUCGUCUGCGAGCGCAACCCACCCUUCACUGCUCGCAUCUACGCAGCUGGUUUUGAUUCUUCCAAAAACAUCUUCCUCGGGGAAAAAGCUGCAAAGUGGAAGAAUCCUGAUGGUCACAUGGAUGGACUAACAACCAAUGGCGUGCUGGUUAUGCAUCCAAAAGGUGGCUUCACAGAGGAGUCAAAGCCUGGCGUGUGGAGGGAGAUCUCUGUUUGUGGGGAUGUUUACACACUGAGAGAAACACGUUCAGCACAGACCCCUGGAAAACUGGUUGAGAAUGAGAGUAACAUACUGCAGGAUGGCUCCCUGGUGGAUCUGUGUGGAGCUACUUUACUGUGGCGAACUGCCGAAGGCCUCUUCCACACCCCCACCCAAAAGCAUCUGGAGGCUCUCAGGCAGGAGAUCAACGCUGCACGUCCUCAGUGCCCUGUGGGUCUCAACACCCUCGCUUUCCCCAGCAUGCAGCGCAGCCGUGCCCUCUCCUCCCUGGAGGACAAGCAGCCUUGGGUCUACCUGGCAUGCGGUCACGUGCACGGCUACCACAACUGGGGCCACCGCUCCGAGCACGAGCCCAACACCCAGCGAGAGUGCCCGAUGUGUCGGGUGGUCGGGCCCUAUGUGCCGCUGUGGCUGGGCUGUGAACCGGCCUUCUAUGUGGACACGGGGGCACCCACCCACGCCUUUGUGCCAUGCGGACACGUGUGUUCAGAGAAGUCAGUUAAGUACUGGUCAGAGAUCCCUCUGCCCCAUGGCACCCACGCCUUCCACGCCGCCUGCCCCUUUUGUGCCACCCAGCUCAGUCUGACUCAGGGCUGUUCCAAGCUGAUCUUCCAGGGCCCUGUGGACUGAUGUAAAGGGUCCCGAUCCAGUAAGGUAGACAAGACAAGGAACGCCAACAUGCUGUGAAACUAUUUGGAUUAUUUUGUUGCUUUCUCUUGUUCGUUUAAGCCAGCUGUGGAUGGGAGCAUGUUCUGGUCACAAACUGGGGAUUCCACACAGCAGAGAGCUAUUGCAGGUUGUUCAGGCUUCUUGUGGUUGUUUUGAUGGCCUCUGUGGGAUACAGAGAUGUGGGGCAAACAGGACCAAAUAAUCCUGGCUCCCUCAGAAUGAAAACUGUUUCAGCUGUUCUGCCAACCUUCUGCUUUAAACAAGGCUACAGCGCUGGGAUGUUUUAAACUACAAUGACUGCUGGGUUUGCACCACAGCUCUGCAGAGAAGGAAUUCAUUGAUUUCACUCGGGAAUCGGACUGAACCAAAAACAUUAAGCAGGUUUUGUUGAGUCUGCUGGGAAGAAAAGGGGGUGGAGGGUUUGUAGUUCAAUUCCUGGUGGGUCUGAGUCUUUACAGAGCCAGACAGCUGGACUGUUGGCUGGAAGAAAGGACAGGAGAAACUCGGGUGAAAAGCCCCCCUCCCCUCGCCCUCUCGGCCAUGAAAUCCUGCUGACACCUGGAUCACGCAGCUCUCUGGAUUUGGCUUCCGUUUGCUGAAAAAACUUUGAGGAGGGUCAAAGACUUUUUUGUGUAUAGAGAUAUAAUCCAGUGCCUCAAAUCCCAUUAAACUGUGGGAGUAUUUUCUUAAAUGAGCAAAGAUAUUUUGUCGAUGGCAAAGGGAGAGAUAGUUUUGCACCCUUAAGACAACCCACACAGAUUCUUCUUCGCGUUUUUACCCGACAUAUUUUACUACACUGAGGCCCUUGUACUGUUUUGUAAUGCAAAUGUUAAUAUAUUUUUCUCCUGCAGAAAUAAUGUGUGGAUGUUUAGGAGAGUGUGCAUUAAUGGAUGAUUGUAUAUGUGUGGAGGGGUUUGGACUGUGUGGGUGUUAAAAUCGCCCUGCAUCAUUUCACCCAAAUCCCCCUUUUUAUGACCUCCCCCACCCACCACUCAAAGAAAGCUACCUGAGAGAAAACAGGAAUCAAAGCAGGGGUUUGACAAUGAAUGUACUGAUACACUUCUCGCUGGCGGUGCUUCAUUUAUACUAUUGCUUUCUAAAUGGCUGUGCUGUUAAAGGUAUGAGAUGGAACAAUUUGGAAACUGUGCCACCGUAUGAGUCAACCACACCUGCGUGCUACCUAGCUCACAGGCUAGCUGCAUCCCUGCCCCCCACACACGUACUGUUUUCAAUCUGCACUGUUGUUAGCUUUAUCCCACGCUGGGUCUGAUCCAAUGAUUUCUCUGCUGUCAAACCUGGGCACAGUCUCAGCAGCAUCCAGAGAUUAAACCAAAUAUAAGGAGGGAGCUGUUUUCUCUCUCCACGCGAGAGAUGUAACGUCCACUUUCUCCGAUCCAAAGUGUUUCUGUAAACAAUCCUUAAACCCAAACUGCUGCUACGGUGGAACGGUGACAGCUCUGGAUUACAGGCAAGGCUGUUUGCAACCCAGCUGCAUGGGAAUAAUGAUAUUAUCGCACACCAUGCCAAAUUUAGUAAGUUCUUUUGUGUGUGGAUGAGUCAAGUUGUCCAAAACAAAGCAACGGAUGAACUGAAACUAAAGAAUCUGGGACGAAUCUGUGCAUUCUUCUGUGAUGUUCGCUGAGCAGACUGUGCCCAUAUGUAGAGUGUAGUUGAAGGCAAUAAUCUGCCUCUAGAUUAUGAAAUAUAUCAAGCAUUAAAUUAAGAAAUAUUGAAGGUAUUGUUCUUAAGAUAGCGUUAAAUUUUCUUCAGGGUUGCAUUAAAAAUGAGAGCUCAUCCACCUUGAUUAAAGGCAGCAUAUUUUUCUGUUUCUGCUCCUAAGAGAGUCAUACCUAACAUUCUCAGCAGCAUUACGCUUCACUCAAACCACAGAGCAGUUCUCAAUGGCUUUUUUUCCUUCUGAUUUUAUGUAACUACCAAGCAGGGUCAAGUACUAAGUCACAUAAUGUACAGUAGCAUUCCUCCCCAACACUCUGAGCUCCAACACUGUGCCCCUUUUGCUUUUCGACUGUGUCUCUGUGGCAGCUGCCGAGUAGCUGCCUCAAACAUUCCUCCUCGGUAAACAUGGGUGGGGCCCUCAGUUCACCCAAGGGCUUGUUCUAUGAUUUUGUCUCCUACAGGAACUCUGUACACAAGCCAUAGAACGCACUGAUGCUCCCAAUGCCUCCUUUGCGAAGAAUAAAGUAUUUUUUAAAAACAACAAACUGAGUUGGUUGUCUCUCUGAUUUUUAAGGCCUUCUUAAAAUGUGACAGCCAUGUAAAGUUUAACAAUUUGUUCCUUUUGUGGUGCUUCUCCCUUUGAACUAGAGAUGUUUCAGCUGUGUACACACAACACAGCAGUAAUGUUAAGUUACACGUAUGUUUCAUCAUUCCUCAGCCUCCUCGCUCGCCAAACUUGCUCUUUGUUAUGAUAGCUCUAUCAAACGCGCUAUUUUAUAAGAUAAGGCACACAUUUUUCUUGAAGUCUUACUUUACAUGCAUUUCAUGUUAUGUCUUAUCAGUCACAUCUUAAGAUUUACCACAGGAAGUGACUGCAGGAGCCACGUUCCCCUUUAUGUAGUUCGUCUCUGUGGCCACAAGAGGGCACUGUUUCCUCAAAAAUAAAGAUGUUGGCAUUUAGCCCAAAUCCACUGAGCCUGCAGCAUCCUAUAGCCAAAAACAGCAAUGAAAUAGAAGUUUGAUGUUUAUUAUGAAAAAGACUCAGUGCUAAUGCUACACACAUACAUUUGAAACAAGAGAAAUCAAAUUAAGUAAAUUAACAUGCCUAUAGAUGCCUGAAAAUCCUCUAUAUUUGCAAUUAUGCUCCCAAAGAUAAUGUAUGUUUGCUAUAUUUUAAGGUUGGAUGUUUACUGAUUAAUCUUCAUCAUCCAUAUGUGUUUACUUUUACAUUUCUAUGAAGUAAUUAUUCAUUUGUUAGAUUUAUUUCAUAUUUAAAUCCUGCCAUCAAACAUGACUGACAAAUACGCACAGUUAUGAGCAGUUUUUAUUUUUAUGUACGUGCAAAAUGCGAUGCUGCUGAUGAUGACAGUUUCCAUCACUCUCUCAUGUGACUUCCUCUCCUCUAUAAUAAGGGCACAUGAAAGGGAUUUAAAUACAUAACAUGUCAGUUAUGCAUUUGGAGUGGGAAUGGAGCCGUGGGAUGCCUCGCUUGCUAAUUAACAUUUCUGCUGUAGAUGUGCGAUGGGUUCAUAUGUCUGCACACUCGCCUGUUUUUCUGAAUGACAGAAGAGACACUGAAGGUGACAGCAUGCUAAUUUUGAGAUCACUCAGUGGCUCCCCUGCCUUAAGCAGGGCAGGGUUAUGCAAAUAGAAGUGGAAUGAUACAAUAUUUUUUUUCUCUUGAGCCAGCUUCCUGGAUGAGGAAGUGAGGUUCAUGUGUUAUAUUGAUGCAGGACUCUGAAAAAGAUUGACACAAACCCUAGUACUUCCAGCAUAACCUUUGGGAAACCUAAUUAACUUCUAACUCUUCUCACAGCCACAUGACUAAAUUGUACAGGAUCACAAUUUCCAGUUGUAUUAUAAUGCACAAAAAGUCCCUUUAAGAGUAUACAUCUUUAUUUGAUCAGAAUCGGCUUAUGAAGCAGAUAGAGCAUUUGGGUAGGGAUUGCAAGGAAGUAUUCAGACCCCCUUCACUUUUUGCAAUUUUCUUAUGUCGCAGCCUGAUGCUACAAUCAUCUAUGCAAAACACUUUAAAUAAAGCUCAGGUCCCUCCUAUUUCUUUGGAGCUUAGCUGAGAUGUUGCAACACCUCAGCACUGAAGGAGCACAGUGGACUUCUCAAAUGGAAGAAGUUUGCCACCACCAGCACUCUUCCAAGAGCUGGCAACCAGGCCAAACUGAUAUCAGGGGAGAAGGGCCUCAGAGGUGACCAAGAAAUCCAGAGAUCCUGUGUGGAAAUGGGACAAAGGACAACCAUCACUGUAGCCCUCCACUGAUCUAGGCUCUAUGGCAGAGUAGUGAGACAGAAGCCUUUUCAGUGCAAAACACGUGAAAGCCUACUUCCAGUUAGCAAAAAAGCACCAGAAGGACUCUCAGCCUGUGAGAAACAAGAUUGAACUGUUUGGCCUCAUUUUUAAACAUUAUGCCUGAAGGAAACCAGACACCACUCACCACCUGCCCAAUGCCAUCCCAACAAUGAAGCAUGGUGGUGGCAGCAUCAUGUUGUGGGGGUGUUUAUCAGCAGCAGGGACUAGGAGACUGGUCAGGGAUAAGGUAAGCUGAAUGGAGCAAAGUGAAGAGAUAUCCUCAGUGAAAACCUUUUCUGCAGCACUCAGGAUGUCGGACUGAGCUGAAGGUUCAUCCUCCAACAUGACGAUGACCUGGCGGGGGGCUGCAGUGAUGGUUGCCCUUUUGGGACUUUGUCCUGUCUCCACACAGGAUCUCUGGAGCUCAGUCAGAGUGACCAUCGGGUUCUUGGUCACCUCUUCAAAUUCAAUUUUCACUUUGUCAUGAUGGGGCACUGAAUGUAGAUUAUGUAGAUAAUGUAUUUGAAUGUAGAUAAAUGAAUUAACGAAUAAAACCGUGAUAGUUAUUCAUCUAGUCAAUUCCUGACUUCAGCUCCUAUAGGCAGGGAACAUCUCCAAACAAGAACACUUGGAAUUGAGUAGUUGACGUUUCCUGCUGCAACCUUCUCUUUUAACGCUUUCUUCCCAUCUGAUUAUUUCAAUGCAUAACUAUCCCAUCCUCCCAUCCUCAAUGCAUAACUAUAAAAUUGCAAUAAUAUUGUUAUGGGGAUGACUUUUUUAAAGCUUUGACUGUAGACAUUGUUGCUUCUCAGUCAAUCUGCUGCUUUAAACUGAGAAAAUUCUCUUUGUGUCAUUUUGGCCUGUACAACAUGAGAAAAGUAAUAACAUUGGCAUUGCACUAAAAAUAGAAUUAUAUCCUGCUUUUAUGCCUAUCUGUUGUUUUAAAUGUUUUUUUACACAAUGCCUUUGUUUCAAAAAUGUCUCUUCUGAAACCAAAUAAAUCUAAAAAGCAUUUUUA
Molecule: messenger RNA, 6535 nt
Organism: Cheilinus undulatus (humphead wrasse)
Lineage: Eukaryota; Metazoa; Chordata; Actinopteri; Labriformes; Labridae
Gene: peli2
Product: pellino E3 ubiquitin protein ligase family member 2
Exons: 6
Coding region: 222-1496 (424 amino acids)
Biological process (GO): protein polyubiquitination; regulation of Toll signaling pathway
Molecular function (GO): ubiquitin protein ligase activity; protein binding
Source: RefSeq, a predicted model, not a curated record